CCCCGCUCCGAAGCACCGCCCAUCUCCUCCAUGUCGGCCCUCAGCGAGGCCUCCACGCCGGCCCAGGACGCCGCGCCGCCGUCCCUCGACGCCCACCAGCUCCACCACGCCCAUCUCGCGGGCGACCUCCAGGCGCAGGGCGUCCUCCACAACGGCCCCGCGUCCGACUCUGGCCGUAAACCGAAGGCACCGUCUGUGCGCCGGGCCUGCACCGCGUGCCAUGCGGGUAAAACGAGGUGCAGCGAGGUCCUCCCAUGCCAGAGUUGCCUGAAGAGGGGCUUGGGUGAUGGUUGCCAGUACCCAGACCCUGAUGCGGACCCCGCCGCGGCGCACAACCAGCCACCGCCCCAGGUGCAGUUCGCCCCGCCCCCAGGCAUGUAUCCGCCGCCCCCGCCGCCUCCGAUGCAGGCACUAGGGCACGCCUACUACGACUACAACGCCUUUGCGACCAACACGGCCGCCGCCGGCUCGUCCAACUCUGCAUCCAACUUCCGUCCCACCAAGCGUCCACGCAACCUUACAGAAGAGGAGGCGGCAGCCAUCACCCGCAACUUCACGCGCGGCGACUUCUUCGUCGGCACGAGCGCCCCCGUGCGCAUCGACCCCCGUCUUCCCGUCCGACUGACGUUGGCCGAAGGAGACCAGGUCCACUUCACCAUUGGGGAAACAAUUGUUUAGACGGUCCGUGUAUCAUAGCUCUUGUCUUGUAUUUUUGCCUCUAGUCGUGUCAUCUUGUUUUGUCGCAUGUCCGCUUUGUAUGUCGAUCGUUCUCCAGCCUCGUAGCCUCCUAGUCUGAUGAAUGUAUACUGCCAUAUUGUUC
This is a messenger RNA of Fomitopsis serialis, 820 nucleotides long. RefSeq lists its product as uncharacterized. Gene Ontology annotation, molecular function: zinc ion binding; sequence-specific DNA binding; DNA-binding transcription factor activity, RNA polymerase II-specific. The transcript is spliced from 4 exons. Gene Ontology annotation, biological process: positive regulation of transcription by RNA polymerase II. Gene Ontology annotation, cellular component: nucleus. The record is from RefSeq and is a predicted model, not a curated record. Bases 31 to 678 code for a protein of 215 amino acids. Lineage: Eukaryota; Fungi; Basidiomycota; Agaricomycetes; Polyporales; Fomitopsidaceae.